AUGUCAUAUCCCGCCCCUCAGUGCACCACGUGUGGAUUCCCAUACCACGCCACUAGUGUCUGUCGCGAACACAUCGUCACUCACCAAAAUCAAUACGCCGUACCAAAUGGAUGGUGGUCCCACGACAACCUCGGAUUCCAGAACGAAGAUAUCGACGAAACCUCGGAUACACUACCUUUUAUAAAGGAACGAAACUUCAAAGUCGAUACGUCCCCGUUUACGAGGGGGUUCGGAAUUGGUCGUAGCCACGGGCCUUACCCGGUUGCGGUACCGGCCAACCAGGCUACACAAGCGAACGACGUAGACCCACGUUUUGGGGAUAAUCCUGCCCCUGCAGCUGAGGCUCUCCCCGCAAGUGCCAGCCUCAUCCGAGAGCCCAGAAACUUUAAGGCUCGUGGAAUCAAAAGCCAAAUUGGACCACACUGUGACUCAUCCGCGGCCGCGACCAAAGAGCUUUUCUGCGCCCACUGCCUUUUUCCCGGUUGUGAGCAUGUCAUGUACAGCACCAAAAGGUCAAAAGCGAAGGAUAACCUUUUGCAGCAUCACCAAAAAAAGGGACAGAAACAUAAGCUAUGGAUGUGUCAGCUGGCAAAUAAAAGCGACCGAUGCCGUGUUUCAACCAGAUUACUUGCAGAACCCCCAAGGGAAACCCACCAUUAA
This is a messenger RNA of Orbilia oligospora ATCC 24927, 660 nucleotides long. RefSeq lists its product as uncharacterized. NCBI's taxonomy places the organism in Eukaryota, Fungi, Ascomycota, Orbiliomycetes, Orbiliales, Orbiliaceae. The coding region runs from base 1 to 660 and encodes 219 amino acids. The transcript has a single exon. The record is from RefSeq and is a predicted model, not a curated record.